Molecule: messenger RNA, 954 nt
Organism: Effrenium voratum
Lineage: Eukaryota; Dinophyceae; Suessiales; Symbiodiniaceae
Source: the annotation of a GenBank genome assembly
AUGCUAGGCCGACUCGCGCUGCUGCCGCUGGUGGCCGGGGUGCUGGUGACGCGGCGCGUGGCCACGGAGGAUCCCCUGAGGCCGGCCUGCAUCACUGUGGAAGACCCUUUCGACGACCUCAGGGAUGCGAAAAUCUACGCGCUGGUCUACUACGGGCGGCGGUCCUAUGUGGACAUCCUCAACGCCUACCUGGAGCGGAACCUCCGCAGCAACGGCGGGGUGCUGGACGGGGUGAUCUUCGCCAUGGUGAAGUACACCAUCGAGGACAUGAACUACUUGAUCAUGCUCCAGCGCCGGAAUCCCAAGAGCUACAUCAUCCCUUGGCACAUGGAGGGUGGAGCGUGGGACGUUAUCUGGCGCUUGGCGGACGAGCCUGGGGCCUACUACAUCAAGAUCGACGAUGACGUGGUAUACAUUGCUGACGGGGCAAUCGCCGAGAUGAUCCGCGAGAAGCGGCGCGGCAGGUUCCUCUUCGUCUCCGCAAACGUGGUGAACCACGGCAUCCUCUCGGCGGUGCACCAAGAGAUGUCUGCCAUCCCUCACCUUGCGAAGCCUCCGCUGCCGGAGGGCAGAACCAUGCAGGAGCAGAAGCUGGGCCCGUGGCAGUUCAAGGGGGACCUGAUGACGGACCCCAGGUUCCGCAUCGAGCAUACCUUCUACUCCGAUUGUGUGUGGAGGCGCUGGGACUGCGCCGCGCUGGUGCACGAGGCACUGCUCUGGCGCCUGGAGCAGAACUCCUCCUGCCUCUUCGACUUCGGCAUCUUUGACUUCCAUGCGCAUGGAUACGAGACCAUGAGCGAUGGUCUGGGACGGUCCAUUGACUGGAACGACAACUUCUUCGCCUUCCAGCAUGAGGACUUCAACGACAUUGACUGGGUGGGUGUUGCCACUGACGACGAGCGCCAGAUGAGCACCCUUCAUCCCAAGCAGAGAGGAGAGCACGCAGGCAGGUGA